Schistosoma curassoni is the source of this 156-nucleotide messenger RNA. The record is from the annotation of a GenBank genome assembly. Lineage: Eukaryota; Metazoa; Platyhelminthes; Trematoda; Strigeidida; Schistosomatidae.
UAUGAAUGCAUACUCGCUGCAAAAUUGAAAUUUUACACUAGUAAUCAAAGUCAGAUGAAACAAAUCGCUUCUCAUGCAUUUCAACAACUCAUAAUACACUUCAUUAAUUCCAGACACAAAAUGGAAAAUUCACGCGAACAUUCUCCAUUUUUAUGA